Messenger RNA from Pistacia vera, 1083 nucleotides. RefSeq names its product F-box protein SKIP28-like. Bases 24 to 1022 code for a protein of 332 amino acids. The record is from RefSeq and is a predicted model, not a curated record. Lineage: Eukaryota; Viridiplantae; Streptophyta; Magnoliopsida; Sapindales; Anacardiaceae. Gene Ontology annotation, molecular function: protein binding. The transcript has 2 exons. Gene Ontology annotation, cellular component: cytoplasm.
UUCUCAAUCUUCAAAAAAAUCUCAUGGAAACUUCAGAAAUGGAGGAGAAAAUGGAGGUUGAAGUCAUUCAAAACUCCAUGGAAAAUAUUUCAAUUUUCCCUUGUCACCAUGAAGAAGAAGCAGCAGUUGCAGGGCCACCCCAUGAAGCUUUGUUUGUUGUGUUAACUUAUCUUCCUUUAUACGAGCUUCUCGCCAUGAGUGAAGUCUGCAAGUCACUGAGACACACAGUGAACAACGAUGUCCUUCAAUGGCUGGUCGUGCAGGGUCCUCUAAACUGGCGACUUUCUGAUGAGAUUUUGGUAAAACUUUCUUCAAAAAUGAAUGGAAAGAUCACAACUUUGGGUUUGAUCAGCUGUGUUAAGAUUACUGAUUCGGCUCUCCUUCAAGUCGUUCGAAAUAACCCUCUUAUCAACACGCUUCACAUUCCAGGAUGCAUUGGCCUAAGCCCUGAAGGAAUCAUAAAAGCUGUGGAAAUUCUUUCCAAACAAAACAAGACUCUAAAAAGCUUACAACUAGCUGGAAUUUACAGCAUAAAAAAAGAACACCUUGAGACACUUCACUCACAUCUCAAACUGAACUCAUCAGACCCCCAGAAUCAGAAUCAGCCUCUGCUGUAUCAUGAAUACAGAAAUUCGUCGUCACAUUUGCCCGCGAGUGACCGGCAAAUCGACGUUGAAAUGUGUCCAAGGUGCAACCAGGUGAGGGUUGUUUUUGAGUGUGCAAAGGUGCUGUGCAAUAUCAAGGACAAGAAGAGCAAAUGGUUCCGGGAAUGCAAGGGCUGCUGUGUUUGCAUUCCAAGGUGUGCUCAAUGCGGUGGAUGUAUGGAUUAUCUUGAGCAAGAAGAGACUGCUUGUAUGGAUAUUUUGUGCUCAGAGUGUUGGCUUCAUCUUCCAAAAUGUGAUUUCUGCAACAAGCCUUAUUGUAAGCGGCAUGCCCUUCAGCAGACUGUUUCUCCUGGCUCCUCUGGCUUUCUUUGUGAUGUUUGCCAGGAUGUGAGUCAGGAUUUUUAUGUAAUUGGUUAAUUUAAACGAAACCAUAUUGCUUUAAAAGUUGUGGCAUAUAGAAAAUGUUCAGCUUUAACCA